This is a messenger RNA of Lactuca sativa (garden lettuce), 1485 nucleotides long. Lineage: Eukaryota; Viridiplantae; Streptophyta; Magnoliopsida; Asterales; Asteraceae. The record is from RefSeq and is a predicted model, not a curated record.
CCAUAAGAAUUUCAUGAGUAAUGGUUGAUAUGGCUGCCACUGCAUCAUCUGUUAUGAACUCAUCCCGACGGAUUGGGGUAGACGUGCAUGGGAUGAUGAAGAAAAACUAUGUUUCUUCUUGGGGUUUGCAAAUUAAGGCUCCUACAAAAGUAAAUGUUACCAAAGUUGGUGGUAUAAAUUGGAGCAUGCUCUUUCCUACAGUUAAAACUAUUCCCAUGAAACCAAUGAUGAUGCUCGGCAAGGAGAAAAAGUAUCCAAAGUUGGUUCCGGAUCUUGGUUUAGGGAGUGUCGUUAAUGAUGACCGCAUAUUUGGGCAAAAAUUUUGUAUUAGAUCAUAUGAAGUUGGGCCAGAUGGAACAGCUUCCGUAGAAACACUAAUGAAUCUUUUCCAGGCGUGUUAAACGGAUUCUUGUAGCUAUAUGCCUUUUCGUUUGUCUAUGUGUUGGUAUAUACAUCUCUUAUUUACAAUCUCAAGUUGGAUUCACAGGAAACAAACACUAACCAUUUGAAGGCAUUUGGAUUCCUCGCUGAUGAUUUUGGUUCUGUGGAUAUGUCUGAGAAGAACCUAACCUGGGUGACGAUAAAGAUGCAAAUGAUAUUGGACCGUUAUCCAACAUGGGGUGAUAUUGUUCAAAUUAAUACUUGGAAAAGUGCGUACGGAAACAAUGGUGUUUCUUCCAAUUUUACAUUUUGUGAUUGCAAAACUGAAGAGAUAUUGGGAAGAGCUUCAAGCAUUUCGGUGAUGAUGAACAAAAAGACAAGAAAGUUAUCUAAAUUUCCAAAUGAAAUACGGGCUAAACAACAGAAAUACUAUGUGGAUACACCGGCUAUUAUGGAACAAGACAUUACAACGUGGUCAAAAGGAAAUGAGAUAAUUAAGGACCACAUUUGCAAAGGUUUAAUGCCACGAUGGAGCGACUUGGAUAUUAACCAACAUGUGAACCAUGCGAAAUACAUCAGAUGGAUUCUUGAGAGUGUUCCAAGGACCAUUUCGGAGAAUUACGAGAUUGAGAGCAUGACUCUAGAAUACUAUCGAGAAUGUACUGCGGACACUGUUCUGCAAUCUGUCACUUCAAUAUUGGCCAAUCACAAAGGAAAAAUAGUUAUGGAUGACAUUCAUUGCCAGCAUUUGCUUGAAUUCGAGAUUGGUGGGGAGAUCCUGAAAGGAAGGACUAGAUGGCGGCCAAAACGCAAGAAUGGCGAUGCUGGAGUAUUGAUUAAAUAGUUCCCUAACGAAAGUGACUCAAACCAAAUAGGGUGAUAGCCGAGUAGCAUUACAAAGUCUCCUCCGCCUACCUAAAUGUGCUUAGGUUCAUGAUCUUACCUAAAUGAUUGUAACUUUGAAACUCACGUAAUGCAUUUGCUUAUCUUCUUUAAUUCUUGCAAUUGUAAAGCAUAUUGGCCGUUAGGGAUAAAAAUUCCUUCUUAGAUCUUGCCAUCACAAGUAAUGACAGACGUAUGAAUAUGUAGCAGUAAUGACGCCAA